CGCCCACUUGGGGCGGGCACCGGCCAAUCACGGCGGGGCCGGGCAGCGCGCACAAGAUGGCGGACGGCGGCGCGGCCAAGCGGCCCCGAGAGGCUGAGGAGAGGAGGGUGGACUGGCGGCGCUGGAAGCAGGAGAGGAAGGCGGAGAAGAAGAAAUGGAAGGAGCUGAAGCUGCUGAAGAAGCUGGAGAAGCAGCGCAUGAGGGAGCUGGCGGAAAAGCAGGCGGAGCAAGCGCGGGAGGAGGAGCAGAAGGAGGACAGAGGGCGGCACUACACGCUGAGCGUCGCCCUGCCAGGCUCCAUCCUCAACAACGCCCAGUCGCUGGAGCUGCGGACCUACCUCGCUGGACAGAUUGCCCGAGCCUGUACCAUCUUCUGCGUGGAUGAGAUCGUAGUGUUUGACGAGUAUGGAGAAGAUGCAAAGAGUGUGGAGGGGGAAUUUGAAGGAAUUGGAAAGAAAGGCAAGGCUUGCGUGCAGUUGGCUCGGAUCCUGCAGUACCUGGAGUGCCCUCAGUACUUGAGGAAAUCCUUUUUUCCAAAACAUGGAGAUCUGCAGUUUGCAGGGCUCCUCAACCCUCUGGACAGCCCUCACCACAUGCGGAUGGAUGAGGACUCGGAGUACCGAGAAGGCGUGGUGUUGGACCGGCCAAGUAAACCAGGCAGAGGCUCUUUUGUCAACUGUGGGAUGAGGAAGGAGGUACAGAUUGACAGACAGCUGCAGCCCGGGCUGCGAGUGACGGUGCGCCUGCAGGAACCACAGAAUCCAGAAGCAAAAGUGCGGAAAGGCAUCGUGGUGUCCUCACACCACCCUCGGACGGUAUCAGGCUUGUACUGGGGCUACAGCGUCCGCCUCGCCUCCUGCCUCAGUGCUGUCUUCUCGGAGUGUCCAUUCAAGGAAGGCUACGAUCUCUCUAUUGGGACCUCAGAGCGGGGCAGUUCUGUGGACCAGGUCACUCUCCCCUCCUUUAGGCACGCCCUUGUUGUGUUUGGAGGUCUUCAGGGCUUAGAAGCUGGGGUUGAUGCAGAUGCAAACCUGGAGGUCACUGACCCCAGUCUUCUGUUUGACUUCUACCUGAACACUUGUCCCAGCCAAGGCAGCCGAACCAUCCGAACAGAGGAAGCGCUGCUGAUCUCUCUGUCUGCACUGAGACCUCGCAUCGAGGAGGCUGUGAAGACACCCACUGACAGCUGAGGGAAGGAAAACCACCGACCUUGUCCACUUUGGACUGCCUCAAGGAAGAGCCCUUUGCUAUUCAGACGCAGGGAAGCCCUGCCAAGCUCCUGGAGUGAUAAGCCUGGGGGAAGCUGAAGACACCUGACCAAAGCUGGCAGCACUGCUCAACCGAGCGUCCGGCUUCUGCUGGGACCAGCAAGUCUGGGCCCUUCCACCUGCAGCAUCCAGCCAAGAGCAGGUCGCUGCCUCGCAGCAGCUUGGGACAAGCCUGGCAGCAAACUGAGUCUCGGCAAUUCAGAUGUCUCAGGUGGGGAAUAAAACAGUACCAAACCUCA
This is a messenger RNA of Cygnus atratus (black swan), 1507 nucleotides long. It is a transcript of the gene SPOUT1, whose product is annotated as SPOUT domain containing methyltransferase 1. Gene Ontology annotation, cellular component: mitotic spindle; kinetochore; spindle pole centrosome. The record is from RefSeq and is a predicted model, not a curated record. The coding region runs from base 57 to 1190 and encodes 377 amino acids. Gene Ontology annotation, molecular function: miRNA binding. The transcript is spliced from 12 exons. Gene Ontology annotation, biological process: maintenance of centrosome location; miRNA processing. Lineage: Eukaryota; Metazoa; Chordata; Aves; Anseriformes; Anatidae.